CAGAACCACAAUUGCGUCCCGAAGGAUCAAAUAUCGAUUCAGGUGCCAGAUACGUGUACCAAGGAGAAUAUCCACACAUGGCUGCCAUAGGUUGGAGAAGGGUGAACGGCAGCUUGGACUUCAGAUGCGGUGGAUCUCUGAUAAGCUCCAAGUUCGUCCUGACUGCGGCACAAUGCACUGCUGUGAGGAUUGACACAACACUGCCCGACAGAGAGCCGCACUCGGUCCGACUUGGACAUACCACUGCUUUGGAUACUAAAGCCAUGCCUGAAAACACUCUUGACAUAAAAAUACAUCGGAUUAUGAGAAGCCCUAAAUUCAUAGCCGGAAAAAAAUACAAUGACAUUGCACUGUUGGAGCUAGGGGCAGAAGUGAAAUUCUCAAAGUUCAUUCAACCCGCAUGCCUGUACCACAUACCUGAUGUCCUGAAACUAAGUAAGAAGGCCAGGGCUACUGGAUGGGGCAUCUUUUCUGAAGGUAAAAUCUUGAUUUCAUGUUGUAGACUGAAGAAUGCUUCCUUCACUCUUAAACAAAUCUCCCGUAAACAAUUAACUGUAAUACAUGUGUCUUCUCCAAGAUGGGUUAAAGACAUAUUCUCCAAGCUUGAAAAUAACAGAAAAGCAUGAAAUAACCAGUAUCUU
Plutella xylostella (diamondback moth) is the source of this 641-nucleotide messenger RNA. The record is from RefSeq and is a predicted model, not a curated record. Lineage: Eukaryota; Metazoa; Arthropoda; Insecta; Lepidoptera; Plutellidae.